AUGUCGGGAGAGGGACAAACGGCGGCGGCGGCGGCGGCGCCUACGUCGCAAGCCAACCCCAGCGUGAAGGAGCAUACUCAGGGAGCCCAGACAGAGUCGCAAGUCAAGACAUCAGGGUCGCCGGCGACGGCAAAUUCAAACAUUCCAAGCAACCAGCCGGGACAUCCGAGCUUCCGAAGGUAUGGGCAGGAAAUCCUUUUUAAUGUGACAAAGAGCAUCUCGAGCUUGCGAGACUUGUCACGCAAGAAAGUUCUACAUGGCUCACUAUGCACGCUCCCGCAGGUCCGAUGCGAUGCCGCCAGCCUCGGCAUACCAUGCACAAACUGUGUCGCCUUCCAGAUUGAAUGUCGCAUUCCUUCGCCGAAAAGAAAGAAGACGCAUGCUACCCAGUCGGCUACACAAUCCAGAGAUUCUGACAGUGAGCGCGAACGCGAGGCAGACGAUGAUCCAACUCCGCCUGCCAACAGCGGGCCUGCUGCGCCAAAUUUCACGCGCCCAGCCGCUGUCUAUCAUACGAGCGAAGGGACCCCCAACACCGCUAUAGCAGAAGAACAGGCCAAGAAGGUAGAGGUCGACCGGAACAAAUACGUCGACAUGCUAGUCAGGCCGCAGUUCACAAGAGCGCCAAUCAAGGAUGCUGGUAGGGUUGCAUUCCUGGGAGAGUCUUCAAACCUCACGCUGCUGGUGCACGAUAGGCAGGGCUCGGACUCGGAUGUUGUCCAUUAUCCCUUGCCGGAAAAUGUUAAGGGGUCAAGGGCGAGGAUGACUGAGCUGGAUAACGUCGAGAUUGACAUCUUGCACCAACGCGGCGCCUUCCUGCUUCCGCCCAGGUCAUUAUGCGACGAACUCAUUGACGCUUAUUUCAAGUGGAUACACCCGAUAGUCCCCGUCAUCAACCGCACACGUUUCAUGAACCAAUACCACGACCCCAAGAACCCACCAUCACUACUCCUACUCCAGGCAAUACUACUCGCAGGCUCUCGGGUCUGCACAAACCCAGCAUUGAUGGAUGCCAAUGGCUCAUCGACUCCUGCAGCUUUGACGUUCUACAAGAGGGCAAAGGCCCUCUACGACGCCAACUACGAAGACGACAGGGUGACUCUCGUCCAGGCUCUACUCCUCAUGGGCUGGUACUGGGAGGGCCCUGAGGAUGUGACCAAGAACGUGUUCUAUUGGACUCGGGUUGCUACUGUGGUUGCUCAGGGCUCGGGCAUGCACAGGAGCGUAGAGUCGUCGCAGUUGAGCCGAGCUGACAAGAAGCUGUGGAAGCGCAUCUGGUGGACUCUUUUCACUCGCGAUCGCUCAGUGGCUGUAGCUCUGGGCCGACCAGUCCAUAUAAACCUCGACGACUCUGACGUGGAGAUGUUAACAGAGGAGGAUUUCAACGAGGACGAGCCCGGUCUCCCAAGCAAAUAUCCACCAGAUCAAAGACAUGUGCAAUUUUUUCUGCAGUAUGUCAAGCUCUGUGAAAUCAUGGGACUCGUGCUAUCUCAGCAAUACUCAGUAGCAUCCAAAGGUCGACAAAGGAACCCGAUCGACUUGACGCAUAGUGACAUGGCGCUGGCGGAUUGGCUACAAAACUGCCCCAAAAUCGUGUAUUGGGAGAUGCCUCGGCAUCACUUCUGGUCUGCGCUGCUGCAUUCCAACUACUACACGACACUAUGCCUUCUCCACAGAGCGCACAUGCCACCAAGCGGAUAUCGCAACAAAUUCCCCGAAGAUUCAGCAUAUCCGUCACGCAAUAUUGCUUUCCAGGCGGCGGCAAUGAUUACCUCCAUCAUUGAGAACCUGUCUGCACACGACGAACUUCGAUACUGUCCCGCAUUUAUCGUUUACAGCUUGUUCUCGGCGCUCAUUAUGCACGUCUACCAGAUGAAGUCCCCAGUGCCAACAAUUCAGCAAGUGACACAGGACAGGAUACGGACAUGUAUGCAAGCGCUGAAGGACGUUUCGCGUGUUUGGCUCGUCGGCAAGAUGGUCUGGACGUUGUUCCAGUCCAUCUUGGGCAACAAAGUUUUGGAGGAGAGGCUUCAGAAGGCUGCCGGUAAACGGCAUAGGAAAGCGCAACAAAUAUUGAACAGGCUCGACCAGCAUGCCGCGCAGCAGCAACACGAACAAAACUCUCAUCAGCCGUCACUCCAUGAGGCCAAACGGAAGUACGACGAGAUGGCGAUUGACUUCAACAACACGCCACAGCCGCAAGAGUCGUAUGUACGAUCGCGGCCCCAAACUCCCAGCAUGUCGGCGAGGCAUGACUCGGCUGGAGGCGGCCACAUGAAUGGCAAUAACGGCACCAUGCCACCACCUCUGACAUCUCCGAAUGCGCGGCUGGAUGCUUUCAUGGGAGGAUCUGGAUCACAUCCGACAACGAGGCCUGCUACGCCGUUCAAUCCAUCCAUGUCAAUGCCGACAACUCCCCCGGAUCUGUACCUGGUCACCAGGAACUCGCCCAACCUGUCGCAAUCAAUAUGGGAGAACUUUCAACCCGAUCAGCUUUUCCCAGAAAGCGCGCACAUGCCGGCGUUCCCACCACAGAUGUCACCUCAGCAGCCACAUCAAAAUGUCGACCCGAGUAUGAUGCAGUUCAACCAAGGCUCGCAGGCUGGGGAGAACCACAGUGCACCAGGGACGUCAUCGGAGUCAUUUGGGGCGCAGAUAAAGACGAGCGGCAGCCCACUGCAGAACAGCGGCAGUCCGGUGCAAUUUGGCCAGAUGUCGGGCAACGGGUUACCUGCUGGGUUUUGGGCAAAUUUGGAUUCGGCGGCCGGUCCUAUGCAGGACGGUCAGAGCCCCGACAGUUGGGGUAGUGCCUCGUCUGCCCACGGUGGUCCUGCGGUGCCGUCUACGCUCAACGUCGAAGAUUGGCUACAAUUCUUUGGUAUCAACGGGAACGGAGAGAACCUAAACAUUGAUUUUUCCGCACUUGUCUAA
Pyricularia pennisetigena is the source of this 2931-nucleotide messenger RNA. RefSeq lists its product as uncharacterized. Gene Ontology annotation, molecular function: DNA binding; zinc ion binding. Bases 1 to 2931 code for a protein of 976 amino acids. Gene Ontology annotation, biological process: DNA-templated transcription. NCBI's taxonomy places the organism in Eukaryota, Fungi, Ascomycota, Sordariomycetes, Magnaporthales, Pyriculariaceae. The record is from RefSeq and is a predicted model, not a curated record. The transcript is spliced from 6 exons.